Messenger RNA from Strongylus vulgaris, 296 nucleotides. The record is from the annotation of a GenBank genome assembly. NCBI's taxonomy places the organism in Eukaryota, Metazoa, Nematoda, Chromadorea, Rhabditida, Strongylidae.
AUGCCGAGCAGAAGCUUCUCCAAUCAGAACAAGGAAAAAGAAGAAAGAGACAGGAAGGAAAUUGCUAACAAGGAUGAGCAACACCUGAAGAUUGUAAAUGCUAAUAGGGAGGAACGACAUGGAAAGUUCACAUCUUUCAAAGGAAAAAAUGAAAAUGAGCACGAAUUGAAAGUGGCGAAAGGUAAUGUGUUGGUUGUACCGACUCAGGCGAUACCAUAUUAUGACAAGUAUGACAAUGCUACAGACAGUUCAAGUGAAUACUCGGAGGUAUAUGGAUUUUCGUUUCCACUAUAAGG